Molecule: messenger RNA, 1032 nt
Organism: Gadus chalcogrammus (walleye pollock)
Lineage: Eukaryota; Metazoa; Chordata; Actinopteri; Gadiformes; Gadidae
Product: putative nuclease HARBI1
Exons: 3
Coding region: 175-1032 (285 amino acids)
Source: RefSeq, a predicted model, not a curated record
CAGACCUGAAGCCAGCCUUCAGACCUGAAGCUCUCCAGGGAGAGCUUCAACCGGCUGCUUGCCUUGCUGCCCCGGCAAAAAGUCCAUGGAUGGAGCCAUGAGGUGGAGGUGCUGGUGGCAGUGUACUGGCUGGCCUGUGGAGCAUCGUACAGGGUAACGGCAGAUGCCUUCGGGAUGCCCCUGUCCGCAGUUUGCAGGACGGUCCAUGGCGUGGUGGAGGAGAUGAUGGCCAUCCUCCACAGGGUGAUUCAUUUCCCCAAGGCAGAGGAGAUGGAGGCGGUGGGGGCUGGCUUUGCUCGCCUUGCAGGUCACGAGGCCUUCAGAUGUGCUGCUGGGGCCAUUGAUGGAUGCCACAUAAAAGUUUUGCCACCUGCAGAGCAGAAGAAGAGCUAUUUUAACCGGAAGCUCUUAUCUUCCAUCAUCCUGCAGGGCAUCUGCGAUGGAAACGGUCAAUUUAUUGACGUGUACAUCGGGACCCCGGGGUCAGUGCAUGAUGCCCUCUUGCUCCGGCGUUCUCCCUUUUAUAGGCAGGCUCUGUACCCACCAGCUGGGUACUUCUUGCUGGGUGAUGGAGGGUACCCAUGCCUGCAGCGUCGUGUGGCCAUCAUGACGCCAUACCGCCACCCUGUAGCUGGUCAGGUUGAAGCCAGAUACAAUAGGCACGCUAGAGGGCGUAACAUUGUGGAGAGGUCAUUCGGGAUCCUCAAAACCCGCUGGCGGGCCAUCUUCCAGCGGUAUCUGGAGAUCCGGUCUCUGUUUGCCCCCAAGGUGCUCCAGCAGACUGUCCCUGGGUCUCUUUCUGCUGCUGCUUCCCCCGGCCUCCUCAGCAGAAGAGGUAGAAGCCGGUGUGCUUACUACCCCACCUGUAGUGGCAGUCAUGUUGGAUGCAACAACCAGGGGCGGACAGAUGGAGUGAUGUCCCUGGAGUGCAGCAUCCAUGGCACCAUACCACUGCCAGGUGGCGGCAGCAGCUGUACCGGCCUCUACCCCUCUGCCUGUGGGUGGGUCCCUAAGCGACUCAAAACAGGAUAG